UUACGUUGUUACCCCUGUUUUCAUUUAUCUAAAUUUUGUUCUUUUUGUUGAAUCUGUACAUUAGUUGAUCGACUUCAUUAGUCGCAUAAACCUUUAUCUGUAUUUUAGGUGCUCACACUUUUCAAAAGUUUAAUUGAAAGUUCCUUUUUACAAUGAUUAUGCCCCUAGAUUCAUUGAAGCUUAUAUGUGAAUUUCUUUGUUAAAUAUUAAAAAUCCCAUACUUUUAAAAUUCAACUGAAAGUCGUUAUAUUAAACCUUGAGCUAAUCAUAAGAGGACUAUUUUUGUGAAGUUAUGAAAAGUCUAGGGAUUCAAUCAUACAAAAAAGGACUAUAUGUUAAUAAUUGAGUGUAGGUCUAGAAUUUAAUUUCGCAAAAAUAUGGUGUAGGUACUUAAACUUUUUGAAAAGGCAAUAUUCCAGCAUGUUUUUGUUAUAAGUAUGUAUUUGUGUUCAGUUAAUACCAAUUUGGCCAUAAACAUGCAAAAUAACAAACUACGUUUAAUUUUUUAGAAAAAAAAACAACAUUUUUUAACCUAUAACCUGUUAGUUACUCAUCUGAAAUACUUGUCUUUUUAAGCUUUUAAAGGAAUAUUUGUUGUCCAUCAUAUCUUUAGUCAAGCAUUUAGCAUAAUGUACAAGAAUUUAAUAAAACUAAUUUAUAUAACAAUGAAUUAAGUCAUUUACAUAUAUUAGUUCCAAGUGGUGAUUGGUGAGGGUUCAAAAUUCAUUAUGGAUAUUUAGGUGGUGUAGAAUCAGGGACCGUGUUUCUCCGUUCUAAAAAAAAAAAAUUAGUUAUGUCAAACGACAAAGGAUCCGACAUAAGCUAAAAUAUUGAGUUCUACGUUGACUUCGAUAUUGGGUUGGGCUGAACAAAGACUUCUUGCGUAUCAUGAUACAUUUGAUAACGUAAACAUUAAUUCUAUGCAAAGUAUUGUGUCUUUAGGGGUAUCAGCUGCUAAAAUAUUGGUUGAAGAUAUAUCUAAUGAGUAUCGCCGAAGACGGAAAAAUGAUACCGAUGUGGCGCGAAGUCGGAUUGAUACGUACAUUAGGUCAUCGCUUCGAACGGCUUUCGCGCAGGGGUAUCAGCUGCUAAAAUAUAAUAUUGGUUGAAGAUAUAUCUAACGAGUAUCGCCGAAGACGGAAAAAUGAUACCGAUGUGGGGCGAAGUCGGACUGAUACGUACAUUAGGUCAUCGCUUCGAACGGCUUUUGCUCAGGGGUAUCAGCUGCUAAAAUAUUGGUUGAAGAUAUAUCUAAUGAGUAUCGCCGAAGACGGAAAAAUGAUAUCGAUGUGGCGCGAAGUCGGACUGAUACGUACAUUAGGUCAUCGCUUCGGACGGCUUUUGCUCAGGUACGUUUUUAUUUGUUAUUAUAUUUUUAAGGGUAAAAUGCCAUUUUAGUCCCUGAGUUAUAUUAAAACAGAAAUGAGAUAUUUGUUUUGGCAACCAUAAAGAUGAGGUCAUCCUCACCAACCACUUACUUAUUUCUUUCUACCUUCAUAUCAACAGACCUCAUAUCAAAUUUAAUUAUAAUUGACUACUGAAACUUGAGUCUAUCUUUAAAACACCUUUUGUGUGUGUGUUUUUGUGGUUUUUUUUUUGUGUGAGUGUGGAGAUGGCAGGGGGGUCAGUUGCACCAACAGGUGUAGCAAAAGACAGAGCAGAGCAGUAUGAAGGAAAAGUGACUGCAUAUGUCAUCAUUGCUUGCAUCGUUGCUACUGUUGGUGGAUCCAUUUUUGGUUAUGAUAUCGGAAUUUCAGAUGGCCCUUGCUGACCUUCGUGAAGGGAGUACCGGCCCCAUCACGGUUAUGGUUUGCCGAAAGUGGGAUGUCACAAGUGUCAAUGGACGCUACAUGAGCACCGAUUAUGUCGUCAGUGAUAAAAAGGGAGGUGUGAUGCAUUGUACCGCAAGAAAUAACAUUGCGCACUACUUCUUUGACAAACUCAAAGAGGGCGGGAUAUAUUUACUCAAGGGUUUUACGGUACAGAACACCGAUCAAUACCGGAUUUUGAAAGACAACCCCUUUGUUAUUGGGUUAAAUGGUUCCACGAUUGUGAAGAAGGUUGACGAUGCCAGUGGUUCCUUUACGGGCUACCCGUUCUUACUUACGGCGUUUGAGGACCUCCAACCAACUGAGGGCAAGUUUUUUGUAGAUGUUGUAGGAUAUGUUACUGAGGUGGGGCCGCAGUCUGUGAAAGCAUCGGGUGCUCGCACGGUCGAGUUCAACCUAACAAAUGAACGCAAGCGCGGAGUUAGAGUGACGUUGUGGGGUCAGCUGGGUGAUGCUAUGCUCAAGAAGAAAGAACAAAACCCCGCUGUCUAUUCUAUAAUCUUGACUUCCAUGAGCGCAAAGUUUCACUUAGGCGCUCUUGGUUUGUCUAGCUCAUCGUCAACUAUGAUCAUUGAUUCGCCCGAGGUACCCGCCCUCCAAACUUUCAAGACAUCCAUUAGCUGUGUUGCCGUUGGAGAUACUAGCGAUCCAAUCACCGAGGAUGUGGUCUGUGUUGGUACGCUACAAGAGCUUGUGGACAGGGUCCGUGCCGACAAAUCCAAAAAGAAGCUGCCUCCGCGCCCAUUCGUGAUGCUCGAAGCCUCUUUCGCCUUUCAUACACAUUCACGUGUUAUGGCCAACGGGUUGAUCCAAUACGUUUGUGGGCUAAAACUGCUCGCCCAUGCUGGACCUGACAAAGAUGAGGUUUCCAGGUUAUGGUCUGCUGCUCCUGGCAUGGUUUGUCAUUCGAUACAAGUCCGCCUUCGCUCCCAUACGCUGUCUGACGGCAAGGUGGAAACAUAUUUCGGUCUUACAUUGAUGAACAGCUGCAGCGAUACCAGCUUCGUGGGUGGCAAAAAUUCCAUCCAUAUACAAAAUCGUAACUAUGUGGGCCUUGGUGGGAAGAACGUCACAUAUUGUGGACCUACACUUUCUUCCAUAACUACAUUUGCAUCCUCAGCCGACCCCAACACAGGUAACACUCAAAUACAGCCGCCAAGUGCUAUGGUGACCACUGGUACUACCACUGGAGCGGGCAAAGAAGGAUCAAUAAAAGGUAAAAACAUUAUACGGAGUGAUACAGUGCACACACUGCCUGUGGUAUGUCCAUUAACAACAUGUUCUCCCUCCGUAUCUGUCCAAGACAGUUCCUGCAAGUCACAAAAUUCUCAUCAAAACGUGGCGGGUCCAUCGCAUCGGCGUCCUCCUCGCCCUAAAAAAACAGAAGGCGUUCGUAUUCGAACCCCGCGCAGGGCAGCGUUUGCAUCAGCAGGUGCUCGUGUUGAGUACCAGAGCCUUGGCCGUCCAACCUUCACUUGUCAUAAUUGUGCAGCGGUCAUGUGGUAUGAGGAGAGGAACAAAAAUACAAAGGCGUCUGAUGGGACGACUUUCUCUUCGUGCUGCCAGGAUGGCAAGGUUUUGCUUCCUCGCCUUCAUGACGCCCCUGAGCCUUUAAGAUCGUUACUUGAUUGUAACGACCCAGAGACGGUUAGAUUCAGAGAACAGAUUAGAGUGUACAACAGCAUGUUCUGUUUCACAUCAUUUGGGGCAAAGAUUGAUCAUGCUAUAAACAGGGGUAGAAGCCUAUAUACCUUUCGAAUAAGCGGUCAGAACUACCACCGAAUAGGAUCCAUGUUACCAGUUGAAGGUGAACAGCCCAGAUAUGCUCAGCUGUAUUUCUACGACACGCAAAACGAAAUCAAAAACCGUAUAGCUGCUUUGUUCGGCCAGGACCAUUGUGAGGACACAGUAGACGAAGCAAUUGUUGCGUCCCUCAUAAGAAUGUUAGACGAACACAGUUCUGUGGCUAACGCCUUCCGAAUGGCGCGCAACUGGUGCGCUCAGAAUGAAAGAAACGACUGUCAGCUGCGCUUACUCGGCCAUGUAAUGAAUAACCCACAGUACAAUCGUCCUAAUGUGUCUGAAGUUGCCGUUCUCAUCACAAACGACUUUGGGGAAGACACCGAGCCACGCGAUGUUGUCGUCAAGGCAAAGCACGGAGCGCUGCAACGGAUAUCGGAAUUACAUCAGCUAUACAUGUCUUUGCAGUAUCCGCUGUUGUUUCCAUACGGAGAAACAGGGUACCACGAGCGAAUACGCUACCAUGACAACACCGGACGCCGUGCGACUAAGCGACAGUGUGUUACGAUGCGGGAAUACUACUGCUACAGAAUCCAUUAUCGCAACAAUGAAGGCACCACCCUGUUCAGAGGCGGUCGCUUAUACCAGCAACAUCUGGUUGACGCAUACACGGCCAUAGAAGAACAAAGGUUGCGCUGGAUGAGAAAUAACCAGAAUGAGCUGCGCGUUGAGCUCUACCUUAAUGUUUGCGACGCUGUAACACGUGGAGAUACAAGUGCUGAGGCUAUCGGACAACGGAUAGUUUUACCUGCAACCUUUACGGGCAGUCCAAGAUAUAUGAUCCAAAAUUACCAAGACGCCAUGGCUCUGUGUCGUGCUUUUAGCAACCCUGACCUGUUUGUCACCUUUACAGCCAACCCAAAAUGGCCUGAGGUCGAAUACAUGGUAUCUCUCAUACCAGGCCAGAAAUCCCAUGACCGUGCAGAUGUUGUAUCACGCGUUUUUAAGCUAAAGCUGACCUUUUUGAUUGAAGAUAUUAUGAAGAAACAAAUCUUUGGCAAAUGCAACGCAGCCAUUUACACAAUUGAGUUUCAAAAACGAGGACUACCGCAUGCGCACCUUCUGUUUUGGCUUGAACAUUCUGCCGCGUUUCGCACACCUGCUGGUAUAGAUGAUUUGAUUUCGGCCGAGAUCCCAUCGAAGAUUGACGACCCAUCCGGCUAUAAGGCUGUCACAAAUUACAUGUUGCAUGGCCCAUGUGGGAAUGACGCGCGCAGUGCUUCGUGUACAACAGACGGGAAAUGCAUGAAACACUUUCCAAAACCAUUUUAUCGAGAAACGACAAUUGACGAAGACGGUUACCCGGUUUAUCGACGAAGGGAUUCCAAGAUUUUCUUCAUGAAGGGCAAAACUAGGCUUGACAACAGGUUUGUCGUCCCAUACAACCGUUAUCUCCUCUUGAAGUAUGAAUCACACAUCAACGUUGAAUGGUGCAACCAGUCUCGAGCAAUAAAAUACCUGUUUAAAUACUUAAACAAGGGGCCGGAUAGGGCUACAAUGGUUGUUCAAGAAAACAUUGGCAGCGACAGCGAAAAGCGUGCACAACAGAUUGUUAAGGUCGAUGAGAUUAAAAACUAUUUGGAUUGUCGCUACUUAUCGCCGUGUGAGGCUGUGUGGCGAAUGCUUGCAUUUCCUAUACAUUACUCAUUCCCGUCCGUCAUGAAGCUAACCUUCCAUCUACCUAACCAACAAUUGCUCACGUUGCGUGAUUCGGACAGUUUGCCAGCCCUGUUAAACCGGGAUGGGAUAGGAGAGACAAUGUUCACCCAAUGGUUUGCGCUGAACAACAGAGAUGCAUUGGCAAGAAAGUUGACAUACGCCGAGAUACCAACACAGUAUGUGUGGCAAGAGGAUAACAAGGUAUGGAAAAAGCUGUUGGAACGGACACCCGUUGGCCGGAUUGUGUAUUGCAAUCCAGCAGCUGGGCCAAAGUAUUAUUUAAGGAUGUUGUUGGGAAUUGUGAGAGGGCCCCGAAGUUUCGAAGAAAUAAAAACAGUUGAUGGGGUCGUGUAUGAAACGUACAAAGAAGCCUGCUAUGCGUAUGGCUUGCUUAAUGAUGACAAGGAGUGGAGUGACGCUCUUUCAGAGGCUAAAUUAUGGGCGUCUGGUUCCCAGCUACGGGAGUUGUUUGUUACCAUGUUAUUGUUUUGCGAAGUGAACCGCCCGGCACAACUGUGGGCGCAGAAUUGGGAGAUACUAUCUGAUGAUAUUUUGUACAUGAAACGUAGACACUUCAUGUUUCCAGGAUUACACUUAUCAGACGACCAGCUUAAGAACUACUGCCUGAUUGAGCUGAAUGAACUAUUGGAGAAAAAUGGCAAAUCAUUGGCGGAUUUCACGGAUAUGCCAUAGCCGGAUACGUCGCUCCUCGA
This is a messenger RNA of Helianthus annuus (common sunflower), 6001 nucleotides long. RefSeq lists its product as uncharacterized. Bases 1689 to 5981 code for a protein of 1430 amino acids. NCBI's taxonomy places the organism in Eukaryota, Viridiplantae, Streptophyta, Magnoliopsida, Asterales, Asteraceae. The record is from RefSeq and is a predicted model, not a curated record. The transcript is spliced from 17 exons.